Messenger RNA from Notechis scutatus (mainland tiger snake), 1348 nucleotides. RefSeq names its product negative elongation factor complex member E (gene NELFE). Gene Ontology annotation, cellular component: NELF complex. Gene Ontology annotation, molecular function: RNA binding. Lineage: Eukaryota; Metazoa; Chordata; Lepidosauria; Squamata; Elapidae. Gene Ontology annotation, biological process: negative regulation of transcription elongation by RNA polymerase II. The record is from RefSeq and is a predicted model, not a curated record.
CUUGUUUUCCUUGCCGAUUUUUUCCGCUCUCGUGCCUCUGAAGGGUUAGGUCCCUGUAAUUCUCAGCCAAUAGCUUUCGCGUCGCUGGGCGGCUUAUGCAAAUUAAGCCUCCUCACGACUCUUCCUCCUCCUCCUCCAUUUUGGGAAGGGUCGACUCUAGACUGAAAGGCAAGCCAUUAAAAACAACGACUGGCAGUACUGUGUCAUUCCAUCAUGAUUGUUUUGCCACCUGGGUUAACAGAAGAUGAGGAGGCUCUGCAGAAGAAAUUUGCCAAGCUUAAGAAAAAGAAAAAGGCCCUCAUGGCCUUAAAAAAACAGCAGGGUUCAACCAGUCAGGCUAUCCAGGGAGGAAUUAAACGAUCCAUCUCAGAUCAGCCAGUAGUCGACACCGCGACAGCCACAGAACAAGCCAAGAUGCUGGUGAAAACGGGGGCCAUCAGUGCCAUUAAGGUUGAGAACAAGAACUCGGGAUUCAAACGCUCUUGGACUCGGAAGGUGAAGCCAAAAGAGACCAAGAAGGGGUCUGCCCCAACUUACCAGCCCUUUCAGCGCAGCGUCUCAGCGGAUGACGAUUCCCAAGAGAGCCGGCGCCCCUCAAGGAAGUAUCUCUAUGAGAGUUUUGUGAGCUCCAGCGAUAGCCUGAGAGAUCCAGAGAACGAGCCAGAAGAAGGCAGAGAUCCAGACAAAGAAACCGAUCAGAGUGAAAGUCUGCAUGGACAUGAGAGGAACAAUGACCGGGAUCGUAGCCGGGACAGGAGUAGGGACCGGGACAGAGACCGAGACCGAGACCGGGACAGAGAUCGAGAUCGAGACCGGGACAGAGAUCGAGACCGAGACCGGGACAGAGAUCGAGGGCGUGAACGAGACCGGGACAGAGAAGGCUUCCGUCGAUCGGAUUCUUACCCCGAAGGACGUCUUCCCCGCAAAGGGAACACGGUCUACGUCUCCGGGGCAAAUAUGAAUGAGGCCAUGUUGACCACGGCUUUCUCAGCCUUUGGGAAGAUCAUUGACCUCUCUUUAGACAGCGUCCGCAAUUGUGCUUUUGUGACCUAUGACAAGAUUGAAUCAGCAGAUCAAGCUAUUGCUCAGCUCAACGAGACCAUGGUGGAAGAUGUGAAGCUGAUGGUUAGCAUCGCUCGCAAGCAGCCCAUGCUGAAUGUGGCCGUCGGCAACUCCGUGUGGGGAACUUUGGCUGUGAUAAACACCAUCAAUGGUUCUCAUCAAGACAAGCGAUCCCAGGUUAUCUACAAGGAAGAGAACUUCUGAAGCGCAGGAAGACCCGUUUUCCCCAUCCGCUCUCUGCCUUUUCAUUUAAAUGAUUCAAAUAAAUGAUGGCUUUUAAAAAAAA